UAAGAGCUUUUCAACAACAUCACUAAUAACCAAGAAUUUUCCCAAAGCAAUCAGAAUCUCCUGGUUUUCUGAACAGGGGAAGAAAACACGUUUUUACUUCAGCUUGAGAGGCAAAGAGAACACUGUGGGAGCUUGACACAAUUGCAGGGUUUUGCUGGGAACAUGGUCUUCAGGAGGAGUGCUCUCCCUUUGCUGUUGCUGCUUCAUUAUCUGCUUGAGAGAACCCUGGGGGUAGAGGUGCAGGAGCACGGGUACCUGCAGGAAGUUGUCAGGACCUUGGAUCUGCAUAUGGGAGCAGACAAACGGCCUCAGCUUCUGAAGAACAGCACCAGGGUCCUGCUCAGCACGCUCUUGCAGGCAGUGAACUGUGCAGAACAGACUGACACCUCUCAGGACGCCUGUGACAGGUGUCUAACCCCAGACAUAGCUCUGUCUGUGCUCGAGGACGAUGGGAAGGCAAAUCUCACAGAGGAGGACUUCCAGCGGAUGUCUGCUGUUCUUCUGUACUACAUUAUUAAUAUGAAAGACCUGUGUGGAUUAAGCUCCACCUCACCCCCCUUGUCCUCCACACCAUCCCUCAACUAUCAGUUCUACCUGUUGGCUCUCACCAGUCUGCACCCAUCUGAAGACAACCGCUUCCUAUCAUCCAGUGAAGCUGAAAGUAUUCUACUGCUCAUCAACCAGUACUACAACCCCACAAAACAUAACACCUCUGCUUCAUCUAAUUUCAAAUGCAUUGAUGCUACUCAUCUCUUCAAAGAUGUCAAUGUAAAAGAAACUCCAGGUGUUGGAACCGCUUCUGUGUCCAAACUGUCUGCAGCCAUCGUCAGCCAUAUCAUACAGGGCCACUGCUUCAGACAGAGGAGCCUCCCAUCCCCUGCUUUCUUCACAGAUUAUAUCUUCCACUCCCUAAAUCGCACAAGUAACCUCCAGAUUUUAGACUUGGAAGAGUUGCUUCAUCAGCUUGGUAUAGGACAUGAAGGAACCACAAAUUCUCACAGCAGGGAGAGGCAGAGCUUCACAGGGAGUUCACAGAAAGUUGCAAAGAAUCCAGUAGAUGGUUGCAUCCCAGAGACUGCGGGUAGAAGUAAAGACUGGACACAGGUGUGUUUUUCAGCCAACCAGCUGGUGGAUAUUUUUGCCCUCGUCUCUCAUUUGCCAAUUUCCAAAGAACACUUCAGACAAAUUUGUCCAGCCAUCGUUCAGCAGUUGCUAGGCAAUGCCUGUGAGUCAACAGAGUACAAACCAAGAGGAUCUCUGCCUACUGCGCUUGAGAAGUACGGCUACAGCACUGCUGCUGUCGUGAUCAUCACUCUUGGCUCCAUGUUGGGAAUCUGUUUGAUUUUCUUCAACUCCUGCAAGGAAACCUACAACCUUAUCCUGCAGCUGUUUGUGGGGCUGGCCGUGGGAACCCUCUCAGGAGACGCACUCCUGCACCUCAUACCACAGCUCCUUGGCCUCCAUGAUGACAGUCAUGCUGCUGUUGAGCACUAUACAGAAGAAAAGUGGUAUCUGUGGAAGAUGCUGGGCAUGAUCGCUGGGAUCUACGGCUUUUUCCUCACUGAAAGAAUCUUCUCCUUUGUAGUUCCAGCGCAUAGCCAUUGUCAUUCCAGUAAUCUUCCUUUGGAGUUGCGCUGCAGUGGUCAGACACAAAGGGGCAAGUCCAUUUCCACCAUACAGCUGGGACCUAUAGAAGAUAUGGAGUGUACAGAAAUAUCUCCAGAGGAUCCACACGUGAGGAGCCCAUCACAUCAGAGACAAGGGAUUCCUCUGCUGGCUGUGAUGGUAAUCGUGGGAGACAGCCUUCAUAACUUUGCAGAUGGCCUAGUUGUGGGAGCAGCGUUUUCUUCAUCAGCUGAGGCUGGCAUGACAACAACUAUAGCCAUCUUGUGCCACGAGAUCCCGCACGAGAUGGGGGAUUUUGCAGUGUUGCUCAGCUCUGGACUCUCCACCAAGAUCGCUGUGCUAAUGAACUUUCUCAGUGCUUUGACCGCCUUCAUGGGCCUCUACAUUGGACUGUUUGUGUCUGCAGAGAUAGAGGUGCAGCAGUGGAUCUUCAGUGUGACUGCUGGGAUUUUUCUCUACCUGUCACUGGUAGAAAUGCUUCCAGAGAUGAGUCGGGUGAAGACCGACAGGCCGUGUCUUAUGUUCCUCCUGCAGAAUCUUGGUCUCCUGAUGGGUUGGACCUGUCUUUUGCUCCUUGCACUCUUUGAACAUGAACUUGAAUUCUAGAAACGCAUCAUAUCGCAUAUAUAACAACUCUGGUAACUUCAUUUUCUCCCCCCAACCCAGUU
Molecule: messenger RNA, 2294 nt
Organism: Thalassophryne amazonica
Lineage: Eukaryota; Metazoa; Chordata; Actinopteri; Batrachoidiformes; Batrachoididae
Product: zinc transporter ZIP12-like
Exons: 13
Coding region: 163-2232 (689 amino acids)
Biological process (GO): zinc ion import across plasma membrane; intracellular zinc ion homeostasis
Cellular component (GO): membrane
Molecular function (GO): zinc ion transmembrane transporter activity
Source: RefSeq, a predicted model, not a curated record